AUUUAUUGCAUGGCAACAAAAUUCACAAUUGAUAACGCGUUUACAACUAUUCUUCGGAAUUCAAGUGCUAUUAAUGUUUUUUGUGAUAUACAUAUAACUUGAUAUUAACAGCUUUGUGCAUACAUUGUGUAGUAUGUAUAUAUAGUAGUUGUGUUUACAACAGUAUCAAAUGGCAGAAGGAAUCGCAAUAGUGAUGAAACGUUCAACAGCAAUUAAUAAAUAGGAUAAACAAAAACAAAACGAUUGGUUGGCAGUUAUAGCGUUUAUUUAUUUUGUAUAGUUUUUGUUCAGUGUUGUAUGUUUUCAGUUAAAAGUGAAAGAAGUCAGUUCUAUUUGAAAUUAUUUUGUUGAUAUUAACGAUGCAAGCACCAAAUGCAAUAUCUGUAACAAAAUAUUCGCAAAAGCGGAGCACGACCACUACAUUAAUAAGUUACACUUCAGCUUCCGUUUCCGCUUUCGCAAAAAUUUACUAUUUACUUCUAUUUCUGUUAUAACACUUCCGUUGCAUCACUAGUACCUAUACACAUAUUAUGCAUAGAUACAAAUUAAAUAUGGUCUUAUUAAUGUUAAAUGUCAGGUUGAUUCAGCUUUUAUUGGGCGAUCUAUUAUGUAACAUGGAUAUACAGGGUGUGCGUUGGGUUGCACAUGUCCAAUUGGUUUUAUUUCGCACUUGAACAGAACCGAGCUUAUUCGAUGCAAAAAAAAAAUCCUAAUACAUUCACCAAAUUGCUUUAAAUUGCCCGAAAUUACAUAUUUAUUAUAGGUAGAUAAAUUUACUAUCCGUUUAUCAUAUAUGUAUAUUUGUAUAUCGUUUCCGAAGUUGUAAAACGAUCCAAGAAGGUAACGUUAAUCGAUAAAAACAACAAAAGAGAAUUUCUGUUUUCGUAUGUCAUUUUAUUAAAAAAAAAUCGAAUGACCGAAUUGUGUGAAAACUUUGGAGAGUGCAAUUUAAAGAGAAUUCAUAAAACUAUUGACCUGUUUGAUAAUUGCGAAGUAGAAAAAAUGGCCCCGCAUUAUAAACUGACAUAUUUUCCCAGCAAGGCCAUUGGCGAACCAAUUCGUUUUCUGUUGAACUAUGGCAAUUUGGAAUUCGAAGACGAUCGUUUCGAUCGAGAAAAUUGGCCACAAUUAAAACCAAACAUGCCAUUCGGACAAGUGCCUGUUCUUGAAAUUGAUGGUAAGUUGACCCAUCAAAGUAUCGCCAUAGCCCGUUAUUUGGCAAAGAAAGUAAAAUUGACCGGUGAAAAUGAUUGGGAAGAUCUUGAGAUCGAUUCAAUCGUUGACACUAUAAAUGAUUUUCGACAAAAAAUUGCAUUAUAUCAUUACGAAAGCGAUACGAGCGUGAAAGAAUCCCGAAAAGAAAUUCUUUUCAAAGAAACUAUUCCUUACUACAUGGAACGUUUUGAAACCAUCGCAAAAAAUAAUAAUGGACACAUGGCUUGUGCCAAACUUACCUGGGCCGAUAUGAUGUUUGCUGGAAUGCUCGACUAUUUUAAUUUUAUGACGAAAGGGAAUUUAAUCGAAAACUAUCCCAAUUUGCAAACCGUUGUGGAUAAUGUUUUAAAUAUUCCUCAAAUAAAAAAUUGGAUCGAGAAACGUCCUCAGACCGAAUCUUAAUAACUGCUUUAAAUUAGAAGACUUCUUGUUGUUAUUUUUAAAAAAUUCAUAUUAAUUAUUGUGAGACAUGGUUUAUCGUUCUUUUUUUUGCUGUAAUUUUUAAUAAACUAAAUAUUGAUGAAGCAUUUUUGAUACACAUUCGUUACAAAUAUGUAGGUUUAUUUUGUUACCAAGUUAUAUAUUUUCACAAUAAACAUUUAUUUAUUUAUUUCGUUUACUCGAAGCGCAUUAAAAAUAUAGCUCAUUUUCAAACAAGAAAACUUUAGUCAGUAGUCGUUUUUUUUAUUUGUUGAUUUAUUAGAAGCAAUUACGGAAAUUGUAACUCAAAAACAUAGUGAUGGGAAAAAUGAAAAAUUUUUUACCGUUGUAGUUUGGAUUCAACAUUUAAUAGAAGAAUAAAAAAUAAAACUUUUAAUUUUAUCAUGCUUUAUACCGGCGUUUACAUUGGAAAACAAAUGUAAUAAAUAAAAGUACCAACAACAUAGCAUCUAAUUAGUUAUACAUAUUAUUAUCAUAUUGAACCACUUGGGCACGUUUGAAUUUCGACCGAAGAAGUAUUAUUUAAUGGAAAUUAAAAUGGAGUGAAUGUAUGACGACAUAUUUCCGUACAAGAAGAUUAGAGACAGGAGACUCAACUAAUGUGAAGUGGGUAGGUGCAUGCGGCAAAUUAUGAUUGUAUGAGUGGUCUCUGCGCAGUGGUAGACUGCGCGACAUUAUAGUUGUAUGAGUCUACAGUAAUAUGCGUAAAAGGAAAAUUUCUCACUUCUGCGCAACGUAGGUCGUAAAACGCGGACUACCCACUCUUUUCGGAUUACUUCUUUCUCUCCAGUUGAGUCUCCUUUCACUAGUUGUGUUGGAUUCUUUAUUGACAGAGAAACAACGCUUCAUUUUGAAAUUUGGGGACGUGUCCACAACUGAUUUUUCGAAGCUCCGAUGAGUUAAUCGAAACUAAAAGUUUUAAUUUUUCGCCCAGAAUUGGACUAAUAAAUAUGCUACUUUCCGUUCUCGGCUUUUAUUCUAUUAAUUUACAGUAAUGCCAGACUGUUCGCGUGCUUUAUGUGUGCGUAUAUUGUGUACAGGGACAUGUAUGUAGUGUCCUAAUUGUAUACAUACGUAUAUACAUACAUAGUAUAAAAGCUUGAAAGCCGGCCGGUAAAGGCAAUUGUGUGGUCGUACUCGAACCGUCCGCUGUUGUUGUAGUUUGUAUUUGUAUUGGUGUUGCACUCUAUACAUAAGUAACUAAUAAUCGAAGCGUCUAUCGUUUACACUACACUGUUGGUGAUUAAUAAGUGCAUUAUCUUACUGAUGAGCAAAUAGUUUAUACGGACCUGUUUUUGUAAAAUUGAAAAAUAAAA
Molecule: messenger RNA, 2972 nt
Organism: Agrilus planipennis (emerald ash borer)
Lineage: Eukaryota; Metazoa; Arthropoda; Insecta; Coleoptera; Buprestidae
Product: glutathione S-transferase-like
Exons: 1
Coding region: 913-1617 (234 amino acids)
Biological process (GO): glutathione metabolic process
Molecular function (GO): glutathione transferase activity
Source: RefSeq, a predicted model, not a curated record